AUGGUUCAAGGAGGAAUUGAUCCAUAUGCAUCACUCGCGGCAGCGUCUGGUGCAUUCCCUAUGCAACAACCCGGACAAAUGGCUGCAAUGACACUUAAGAUGGCCAAUCCUCAACAACCAACUCUAAUGCCUGCUACGGUGGCUGCACCUCAAAAUACAGCUCCACUUCCACCUCAGGUGACUGUAGAAAAUGAUCCACCAUUGCCGCCAAUUGCAUACUCACCUCCGACUGGGCUUAACAUGUCCCUGGCAUCUCAACAACAACAGCAGCAGCAUCAACAGCAUCAACAGCAUCAACAGCAUCAACAACAUCAACAACAGCAGCAGCAACAACAACAACAACAGCAGCAGCAGCAGCAGCAGCAACAACAACAACAACAACAGCAGCAGCAGCAGCAGCAACAACAACAACAACAACAGCAGCAGCAGCAGCAACAAUCUGCUGUUGGAUUGAUCAAGUCUGAACAACAACAAAUCACAGUCACUACAGUAUCACAACCGUUGGAAUGUACUAAUGCCACAAAUGCAUUGACUACACCUGUGUCAGUAUCUGUAGCCUCACCAACGAACAUUACCAAUGUUGGAGCUGGGUCCCCUUGUUCAUCUAGCGAAGACAAAAAUAUCCAAUCAAAGAGACUUCAUGUAUCAAAUAUACCCUUUAGAUUUAGAGAGCCUGAUUUGCGUGCCAUGUUUGGGCAAUUUGGACCAAUUCUAGAUGUCGAAAUUAUAUUUAAUGAGCGUGGAUCAAAGGGAUUCGGUUUUGUAACGUUUGGGAAUAGCGCUGACGCUGAUGAGGCUCGCGAACAUCUUCACGGAACAGUUGUUGAAGGCAGAAAAAUAGAGGUGAACAAUGCAACAGCUAGAGUGCAGACUAAAAAAGUAGCGGCUCCUUUGCAAUUACCAAAUGUAUUACUCUCUAGAAACGGAGUAUUGCCGAACCUUGCCGCUGCAGCAGCACUCAGAGGGGCAGCCAUACAGCGCGGCCGGGCUGUAGCGGCCGCGAAUGCCGUCAGGAACGCGGCCGCAAUGGCUGCCGUGGCCGCGGCGUCCAACGGUGGAUUUCCGUCGGUUGGCGCUCCAGGAUUUAACGCUGCCAGACUGCCAGCGACCAGUAUUGCCGUCACGCCCAAUCCGUUACAAGCCAUCAACACGGCUCCCGGUACUUACGCCCCUAAAAUGUGUUUCAGUGGAGUGUACUAUGAUCCAUUUCUGGCAGCUCAAGCUGCAGACAAUAACUACAGGUUACAGGCAGGAGCAGUCAAUGAGGUAGCUGCCGCAGCAGCAGCCGCAUCGCCCCUACUUAAGGCCGCAGCCGCAGCCCAAGGGACUCCAGCGUUGUCGUCCGCCGCAGCGGUGGCCCAAGCGCAACAGGCGUCCUACGUUGCCGCCGCCACGUAUACGGCCGCAGCGGCUAGAGCGUAUAAUGCGGCGGCUGCAGCCGCCAACAACCAGAUGGCCAACCCGGCGGCCGCCGCCGCUGCUACGUACACGGCUUUGCCAGCUGGAUAUACUGGGCGUGAAUACACCGCAGAAUCAUACUUAGCUAGUCACGGUAUCGGUCCAGUCACUGGAUACGGGCCAAUGUACCGAAGUGGUUACAACCGAUUCACCCCGUACUGAUUAUAAUAUAUAAGAUAAUAAUAUUAUCCUACGAGAUUAUUAUAUAAAUUACAAUUAAUUAUAAUUUUUACUCAAACAUAUAUGUGUAAGAAGGCAGCCAUAUAAAAUAGUAUUUAUAUAUAUAUAUAUAUAUAUAUAUAUAUACUAUUAUAUCCAUUGAUAUGCAUAUAAAUUUGAUAACGCGGUGACGAGAUGAAUUUAGAUUAUAUUAACAUUCUUCCAUCUGGUACCUCCUCUCCCCAACCGUGUGAGAGACUUGGGCAAUAACUUUUGUAAUACUUUUUGAAAAAUUAUACCACAUAAAUAUAAUAUAUAAUAAACGUUGUACUUAUUACAUAAUUAAUUAAUAACUGUAGUCGUCUGCAUUUAUCUCUGUUACCGUCGUUGUCAAUAUUGCGUAAAAAGUAUAAAAAGCUGACUACCCGACCCUUUCUACUAGCCUCCACUUCAACCGCUUAGAUUUUUUUUAAUAGUUAAAUUAUUUUAAGUAUUAAUUGUAUAUUAACGAUUUAGGACUCAGAACCCUUUCCGAAUUUUGUACAUCCAUGUAUUUUGUACGCCAUUAAUUUGCUUAUAUUAUUAUUUUAAUUGUUAUUAUAUAAUUAUUAUUAUGAUUCAUUUUCUGAUCCCUGCUGACCAUCAUUUGUUUCCUCUACUCCGUUUCCAAAUAUUGUUGAAAUAUAUCGAUAAGUAGUAACUAUGAACAAAAUAUCAUGACAAAAAAAUAUACAUAAAAAACAAAAAAAAAAAAAAUUACCUUAGAUUAGAAUGCUUACAUUUGUAUGAUAUACUAUAUUAUAUUUGUUAUUAUUAUUAUUAUUAUUAUUUGACAUAAAAUCGUUCGAAUCUCAAUUGAUGGACAUUCGUGAGUUGGUGGGGAAAAAAAAGAAUCUCGACAGUAAUAAUUAAUUUUUAAAAAUAAUGAUGGAAUAGUAACAACAUUGAGAAUGGCGCUCGUUAAGGAUGACGGACGAUCAGUGAAUUUUCUCUUUUCUAAGAGUAAAAUUUUAUCACCGUCGUUACCUUUUGAUUCGUCUGUUGCUAAAACACCACCUUCGUCCACCAUUAUUUUAGCGUGUAUGUGUGCGUGUAUAUAUAUAUAUAUAGAUAUGUAUGUAUAUUAUUUUAAAUUAUAGGAAAAACGAUCUGAAUGUUCACCAACCAACAAAUAUAUACUAUAUUAUAUAUUAGAGCUCUCUCAAUUUGUUUGUUUAUUUAUAUG
Molecule: messenger RNA, 2842 nt
Organism: Melanaphis sacchari
Lineage: Eukaryota; Metazoa; Arthropoda; Insecta; Hemiptera; Aphididae
Product: RNA binding protein fox-1 homolog 2-like
Exons: 12
Coding region: 1-1620 (539 amino acids)
Biological process (GO): nervous system development; regulation of alternative mRNA splicing, via spliceosome
Cellular component (GO): nucleus; cytoplasm
Molecular function (GO): mRNA binding
Source: RefSeq, a predicted model, not a curated record